Molecule: messenger RNA, 586 nt
Organism: Prorocentrum cordatum
Lineage: Eukaryota; Dinophyceae; Prorocentrales; Prorocentraceae
Source: the annotation of a GenBank genome assembly
GCGAGGCGAAGCCCGCGACGAGAGGCUCGGGCACAACCGAGCAGCCAAGGGCGCCCGGGAGUUAGCCGGGUGGAGUUACAGGUGGACCGCAGCAGCGGCGGCUGGCGACGAGCGGCAGGGGGCCGGCCUCAAGCCGCCCACCUUCGACGGACUCGAAGAGCACUGGAAGGAUUGGCCCUUCGCGAUGAGAGCCUUCUUCGGGGGGCAGGCGCGCGUGUCUCAGCGCCUGAUGGGGGCAGCUGAGGCGAAGUCUUUGACGCAGGGCGCCCGCCUCCUGGAGGCGCCCGAGAUCAUCGGAGCGAUGCCCCAGGCGGCGCCGGGCGCGGUCGCGUCCAUCGCGCGGCAGGCGACGAUCCCCGAGCCCGGCCGGGAGCCAGGCUGCGUCUUCGAGGUGGCGGAAAGGCGACUUCACAUGGGGGGCAUCGAGCACCUCGAGAAGAUCGGUGUCGACGGCAAGCGGGUCGCGAUGCAGAUUCCGAUCGUCGAGGCGCUCGGACUGGCGUCGCUGAUGAGCGAGUGUCACGAGAACGCGGCGCUUGUCCUGGCAAUCGACAGCAGCGGCGCGCUGCACAUCGCGAAGAAAUGA